AUUAGCUUUCAUCUCUUGCUUCUGCGAUUGAAAAUUGGACUAACGCAUGAGUUUUGUUGUUUUAUAUUUCAAUUCGUUGGUUCCGCAAGCGAGCACCCCCUAGAUGCCAUUGUUUAAGUGAUUUUUUUGUUGCUUUGGAGUUUGACUGGAACUAGUUGAGUUGAUUUUUCUAAACAGUUGACCUAAAAUUAAACAAAGAAAUGACAGUUUGUGCCUUUUCUUUUUUUUGGGGGGGGGAGGGGGUGUUGGGAGUAAUGGCAUUUGCAGUUUGUUAAAAAGUCAAACAAGAUUGCCCACUUGGUAUUUAACAAUGAAAAAUAUAUAAGAUUGGUGAAACAGCUUUCUUUAACACCCCCCCCCCCCCCCCCCCCCCCCCCCUCCUCAUUUGUGCAUAGAAUAUGAAGCAAUUUAUGUUGGUAGCAGGUUGAAACCAUCAUUUGGACUUGCUGCUACUGAAUAAGAUAUAAAACAGUUAUGCUUAGUGAAUUGUGUAGUAUGUUCAAUUGUUCAUAUAGAUUUACAUUAGGUUUGACUAUUUGUCUAACAUAAUUAUAGAUUCUACAGUUAGAAAUGCAAUUUAUAUGUAAGAAAAGUGCAUCAUGAGAUUAGUUAAAGAUCUAAUUCUUGAUAAUUGGUAUUAAAACUGUUUCUCUUGCCCUCUGUGCUAUAUAGAUUUACGAAUAGGUAUUUUUGUUGAUGUGAUAGAUUUUUUUAGCUUAGAAAGAGACUCAGAUUCAUUAGAAGUCUUUUUGUUUUAAAUUCCUGAUUGAUUUUGCUUUUGAUUGCAAAUAAACUAAUCAGCUUCUUCAGGAGCCUUAUUGUUUUAGAUUCCUGAAGGUUCCCCCUUGUCAUUGCAGUGACUAAUGUUUUGUUUAUUGCCCAAGCCUUGGAAUAUCCUAAGAGAUCUGCAUUGUGCAUUCAAAGUGGUCCCAGAUCUUCAGAAAUGCACUGAUUCUUCUCAGAAAUAUGCAAUAUGGUAGUUGGAGUCAUGAGAUUUAAUAAGUGAAAGAUGGUGCUCUGAUCAUCUGAUGAUAGAGCAUAAAAGCACAUCUUUAUUAAAUGGUAGUGUAAUGGGUGAGGAGAAUCUGCCACAAGCAAUUAAGGCUGAAGAGAGUGAUGAAGGUUCAUCAUCCACUGAGAGUGAAGAUUCAGGGACUUCUCCAAUAUCACAUCAUGGUUUGGACAAUGAGGCAGGCUUGGCAACUUGUCGUGUAUGCCAUUGUGCUGAAUCUGAUAGAAGGGGGGAUGUUGUGCUGGGACUUUUGGGUAUCACUCCACCAUCACAGGAUACAACAAAAAGCAGUGAGCAUGUAAAACCUAACUGCAAAACAGUCUUGAAAGAUGUUAAAAGUGCUUGUAACAGAGGUGGCAAAAGAGCAUGUGAAGUUCUUGAGUUUGUCAGCCCUAAAGGGGAGGUUUUCAUUUGUAACACUGAUGUAGAGAUGGGUUUUAGUCACCGUCGGGACACAUUAAUUGAGCUAGGUUGCUCCUGUAAAAGUGAUCUUGCUCUAGUACACUAUGCAUGUGCACUAAAGUGGUUUGUGAACCAUGGAUCCACCAUCUGUGAAAUUUGUGGAUGUGUUGCAAAAAACAUCAGAACUUCAGAUUUCAAAAAGAUAGUAGUUUUAUUGAAGGAUUAUGAAAUGCUGAGGGAAAGGACUGCCAAUGGGGAGCCUAAUCCUACGGUGGUGCAGACUUCAGGUGUGGACCCUGAUGCUGUUGCUGCUAUCCGAAGGCAAAGGCUAAGUGAGAUUUCACUCUGGUUUAAUCUACAUAAUAAUAGCCAGACUGUCGCAACUUCACUGCUUGUCGAUGAACAAGCCCCUAACAUUGUCUCUGAAAGAAUUGUCCCUGCUGAAAAUCCUGCAACAAAAUGGGCCGUGGAGGGUACUGGGAUCCUGCUUGCUACAGGGCUUCUUACUGUCACUCUUGCAUGGCUGAUAGCUCCUCAUGUUGGAAAGAAAACUGCCAAAAGUGGUCUUCACAUUCUUCUUGGAGGCAUUUGUGCUUUAACUGUUGUUGUCUUCUUUCGAUUCAUUGUACUAACAAGAAUCAAGUAUGGACCUGCCCGCUACUGGGCCAUCUUAUUUGUGUUCUGGUUUCUUGUGUUUGGCAUAUGGGCUUCAAGGACACAUGGCGCUCAUACCACUUGAAUGUUAGGUGCCUUUUCUUGUUAUUUCAAGUCAUUUUAUCACCCUUAUAACCACAUUUCUUCCCUGCAUUAUAAUUUGCUAUCUCUGCCCUCUUCGCCAUUUUAUCCCUGUUAUAAUGAAUAUUUGGUCUAGACUCUCUGGGAAGGUUUGAGACUCUCUUUGGGAAGGUUCGGUUUCAAGUUAUAGUGAAGGCUAUUAUAAUCUUUUACCAUUAAGUCGAUCUUGGGUUGAGUUCA
This is a messenger RNA of Diospyros lotus (date-plum), 2389 nucleotides long. RefSeq lists its product as uncharacterized. Gene Ontology annotation, molecular function: zinc ion binding. Bases 1029 to 2153 code for a protein of 374 amino acids. The record is from RefSeq and is a predicted model, not a curated record. NCBI's taxonomy places the organism in Eukaryota, Viridiplantae, Streptophyta, Magnoliopsida, Ericales, Ebenaceae. The transcript has 4 exons.